CCCAAUCACAUCCCAGCCGGAGUCUGAGGCAUAAGGUCGCUUUAAGAGAUAUCUCAGUUCUUACCAGGGCUCCUGGCAGGACACCUCCUCCCUCCUCCUCCCUCCUGCUCCCUCCUGCUCGACCACUAACUCCGCUCCGGCUCACCUGAUGCAAACCGCUCCGAGUCCUCCAGCAGCGACCCUUCGGAGCAGAGAGCGCACGGUGGCACACCGGAGGACCGAGGAGUCUCCUCCACCUGUCCCGAGCUGAGGACAGACAGACAGACAGACAGUAAGACAGCGGAUCCAGCUGCAGGGACCGAGGGCUGCAAAUGAAGAAUGCUGACAAGGCCGCCGAAGAUUAAAGAUGAGGGAAAGCUGUAAAAACAUGCAAAAAUUAUUCAAGAAGUAAUUACAUCGCAGGUGUGACACAACAAGCUUAAUUCAAUUAGUCCCCCCACCGCCCCCCAAAGCCUUUGAAGUGAGCCCAGGAAGACCGCCAUGGAGCUGCACGCCAAUCACAACCAGGCGCUGUGGAAAGAGAUACCGUGGGACUUCGCAGAGGACUGCUCGCUCUCGGUGAGUGGCACCACGUUUCUCAUCGUCGCUUACAGUACGGUGAUGGCGGUCGGUCUCAUCGGGAACUCUUGCCUCGUGUUUGUAAUCACGCGGCACAAGGAGAUGCGCAACGUCACCAACAUCUUCAUCGUCAACCUGUCCUGCUCCGACAUCCUCAUGUGCAUCGUGUGCCUGCCGGUUACGAUUAUCUACACCCUGAUGGACCGCUGGAUCCUGGGAGACGCUCUCUGUAAGCUCACGCCCUUCAUCCAGUGUAUAUCAAUCACCGUGUCCAUCUUCUCCCUCGUCCUCAUCGCCAUGGAGCGCUACCAGCUCAUUGUCCACCCGACUGGAUGGAAACCUUUGGUGGGCCAGUCCUACUUGGCCGUGGCUGUCACCUGGAUCGUGGCCUGCUUAAUCUCGGUGCCUUUCCUCUCGUACAGCGUGCUCACUUUGCCUUUUCAGAACCUGAGCAUCCCCUUCCCGGGCAGCGACCACCUCAUUUGUAUGGAGCGGUGGCCGACGGUCGAAGAGCGGCGAGCUUACACCACCUCCCUGCUCGUCUUCCAAUACUUCCUCCCUCUCGCCCUCAUCAUGGUCUGCUACCUGCACAUCUACCUGCGCCUGAGGAGGAGGAAGGACAUGGUGGAGCGCGGCAGGAACACCACCGAAAAGAAAAACAAGGGCUCCACGAGGAUCAACGCCAUGUUGAUCUCCAUCGUGGUGGCGUUCGCCCUCUCCUGGCUCCCUCUCAACGUCUUCAACACGGUGUUUGACUGGAACCACGAGGCCAUCCCGUCCUGUGGCCACGACUUCAUCUUCUCAUUCUGCCACCUCACCGCCAUGGCGUCCACCUGCGUCAACCCCAUCAUCUACGGCUUCCUCAACAGCAAUUUCCAGAAACAGCUCAAGUCCACGCUGUUGCGUUGCCGCUGCUGGGGGGUGGUAGAGAGGUACGAGAGCGUCCCUCUCUCAACUGUCAGCACCGAGGUCACCAAGGGGUCAAUCUUGAGCAAUGGAUCUAUCAGCAUCAAUAAUUAGAUCCAAGCCUUUUCAGUCAAAGACAAAGAAACUACUGGGGCCUCCUCCGCCCUCAUUGUGUCAUCCUCCGAAGCUUUUCUUGCUUCGUUGCAUCUAAAAGCAAGGUUGACAUUUACAAAGUUAUAAAACUCACAAUAGCGGUCUGGAGGGAGUCGGCUAAAGACACUUACCCAGCAUGGCGUUGUGCCCUCGAUUCAAUAUGAGUUCACAUGUAAGAGGAAGGAGAUAACAAAAUGACGGUGCAAAGGUUGGACAAGUUUAAGUAUUGUUGGACGCCUGAACGCGCUUCACACAAGCACUCUGUAUAGCCUGUAUAGUCCAUUCCCUGUGUGCUGUGGGCACAAAACGAACGAAGAGACAGCAUUUAAUCUGGUUAGUCAUGUUUUCUUUCCAAAGCACUGGGAUCUACUCAGAAGUCAUUUUCAAAUGAGCUGUUUGGGGUUUUACUUUUCACACUUUCACCUGCUGUAAAUGUGAGCAAUGGGACCACCAGAGAGUAUUAAUUCGUUUAAUUUUUGCUGUUUUAUGUUACUAGUAUUGAUAAAAAUAUUAAGGGAUUGUGACCUGUGGCGUGUUAAUGAUUAUCAGCAGAGUAGCUUGUUACAUAACCGAAGGAGGGAACAUUAGUGAGUUAAAUGUGGCUGCAGGCGUUCAUUCAGACGAUUUACUAGCAUCAUCUUAAUGUACUUCUUAUUACCUAAAGUCACCACAAACAAUGUAAUGAUCUUUUGACACAGAACCUUGGCAAGAGCUUCAUACGUUUCCCGCUGUCUGCCAAGGUCUGCGCUCCAGUAUAUUGUGGGUGUGGGAUGCUUAUUCUCAUAAAAUGUGCCAUACAAUAGCUAUAUAUCAAGUGCCAUAAAACAAAAUAAAAGUGGCUGUAAAGGGACUUUGAGAGCUGCUGUAUAUAACGUUACUAAAUACAUGUACGGCCUGUAAAAGAUGUGACACGGUUAUAGUCUGUGGUUGGGAAUAAAGAGCACUGUGUAGCAUAACAGAUAUCUGCUAGGAAACAAUGUUAGUCACUUCUCUUUGUGGUAUUGAACUGAAUUAAAACAUUUACUAUUAUCUUUAA
Molecule: messenger RNA, 2653 nt
Organism: Dicentrarchus labrax (European seabass)
Lineage: Eukaryota; Metazoa; Chordata; Actinopteri; Moronidae
Gene: npy8br
Product: neuropeptide Y receptor Y8b
Exons: 3
Coding region: 481-1578 (365 amino acids)
Biological process (GO): G protein-coupled receptor signaling pathway
Cellular component (GO): plasma membrane; neuron projection
Molecular function (GO): neuropeptide Y receptor activity; neuropeptide binding
Source: RefSeq, a predicted model, not a curated record